Entamoeba invadens IP1 is the source of this 684-nucleotide messenger RNA. RefSeq lists its product as hypothetical. The transcript has a single exon. The record is from RefSeq and is a predicted model, not a curated record. The coding region runs from base 1 to 684 and encodes 227 amino acids. Lineage: Eukaryota; Evosea; Mastigamoebida; Endamoebidae.
AUGAAUUCUCUCAUCUUACUCUUAGUUGGCAUUUCUUAUGCCAAAAUCGACUAUGCCAUUUAUCAACUCAGUGGUUGUGGCGAUUGGGGAACAACACGACUCUACAAAAGAGACAUGUGCAAGAAGACAUCGAGUGGUUCCGUUAUGUUUAAGACCAGUGCCAAUGGGAACAAUUGCGACAAGUACGUCUACCAAAAUUCUGAUUGUUCUGGGACUGUUUCAGGUGCAGUCGAUACCUCCUCUGGUCGUACCCUGAAUCCACCAAGUUUGAAUAUUGUUGGUUUCUUUGGUGAUCAAAAUGGGGAUGGUUGCAAAGAUAACGACAAAAUUGAUGGAGUUUAUGCGACUGACAGAUGUUACAAAGAUAACGCUUAUUGGAGAUUUACUAUUGUCGAAGUCGAUGGUAAAAAUGAACUUCAUAGAAGAUGUUUCACUUCAACAACAUGUGCAGAAGAUCAGUACUAUGAUGGUGCAACAGAAAAGAGUGAAUGUAAUAAAUGUACUAAUGGUAACCUUGUCAAGUGUUAUGGCGUCGAUGGUGUUGCUGCUUGGACCGACUUCUCUGAGAAAAUUCCAGAAGAAUCAAAAGGUUCAGAAGAGCACAGCGAAAGUCACAAUCAACAAAAUUCAGCGUCGUUGAUCACACUCUGCAUUUCUAUGAUGAUCAUCGCUCUUAUGAUUUAA